AUGUCUUUAAGCAAAACUGUAGAUUUUGCUCAAAUAUUAACAGAAUUAAAAGAUGGUUCAAUAUUAACAAAACGAAAACGUAAUGGAGAAAAAUAUUCACGUCAUUUUUAUCUUGAUGCAUAUGAAGAUUUUAUCUCAUAUCAUCAAUCGGAAAAAAUUUUUGCUCAACCACGUCGCUAUUACAUUCGAGAUAUCGACGAAAUUCGAACUGGCUUUCAUACGCAAACAUUUGAUGAACUUCAUAAGCAAGAUAUUAUUCAUUUGGACCAUGAAGUAUUUGCAUUCUCUAUUAUUUACAAUAAUUAUCGAGAUGAACUUCAUUUAAUGGCAAAUGAUGAACAAACAGAACGUAAAUGGGUACUAGGAUUACAAUAUUUAAUCGAUCUUUAUACACAAAAACGAGCAAGACAUAUUAUUUAUGAUACGAACUGGAUUUUAAGCCAUCUACGAUUUGGUGAUAAAGAUAAAUCGAAUACCAUCACUAAUCUUGAAUGUCAACAAUUACUAGCUGAUUCGUUAAACGUGGAACUACCAGAAGAUGUUUUUGAAAAACUUUUCCAAGAAACAGAUAAAAAUGGUAAAGGUAUUUUGACUCCGGAUGAAUUUAUAAAUUUCUUUCAAAUUCUUGCUCGUCGAAUGGAUCUUUAUGAAAUUAUGCAAAAAUAUGUGGAAAAUGCUGAUGAACAAACAAUUGAAACAAUUUGUAUGAAUAUUAAUGAACUUUUGUAUUUUCUUCAAACUGUUCAAAAUCAAAAUAUUUUAACUUAUUCAUCAAAACAAUUUAAAGAUGAUUUCACAGUUGAACCGAUUACGACAUACGAACAAGUACAAGAAUUAAUUACUAAAUUUGAACCAAAUAUUGAGUUACAAAAAAAAGGUCUUCUUAGUCUCGAUGGCUUUCGAAAUUUAUUAUUAUUCGAAGAUUUUUCUUUGACAAAGCCAUGGUAUUCUCGUCGACCUUAUCAAGAUAUGACGAGACCAUUAAAUGAAUAUUACAUAAAUGCUUCACACAAUACUUAUCUAUUCGGUAGUCAACUGUCUGGAGAUAGUAAUCCUGAAGCAUAUAAUCGAGUAUUACGUUCUGGUUGUCGUGUAGUUGAAAUGGAUUGCUAUGAUGGUGAUGAUGGCCAACCAAUAGUCACACAUGGAUUUACAUUUGUUAAACCAUGUCUUUUCGAAUCGAUCAUUCGACUCAUCAAACCAAACUUAUUCAAAGCAUCACCUUAUCCAGUUAUUCUUUCAAUAGAAAAUCAUUGUACGAGCACACAACAAAAAGAAAUAGCUCGUAUUUUGAAACAAAUUCUUGGAGAUCUAUUGAUCACUGUACCUACAACAGCUCAAACUUCAUCGGCAUUACCAUCACCAGAAGAUCUCAAACGUAAAGUUCUUAUUCGAAGUAUAAAAACAUCAUCGUCGACAACAACUUCCAAACCAUUACAAGAUAAAGAUAUUAAUAAGAACAUUAUUGUUUUUGAUCAAACAAAUGAAGUCUGUUAG
Messenger RNA from Rotaria sp. Silwood1, 1497 nucleotides. The record is from the annotation of a GenBank genome assembly. Lineage: Eukaryota; Metazoa; Rotifera; Eurotatoria; Philodinida; Philodinidae.